Empidonax traillii (willow flycatcher) is the source of this 810-nucleotide messenger RNA. Its product is annotated as keratin, type II cytoskeletal 5-like. Gene Ontology annotation, molecular function: structural constituent of skin epidermis. The record is from RefSeq and is a predicted model, not a curated record. Gene Ontology annotation, biological process: keratinization; intermediate filament organization. The annotation marks the transcript as partial. Gene Ontology annotation, cellular component: keratin filament. Lineage: Eukaryota; Metazoa; Chordata; Aves; Passeriformes; Tyrannidae. The transcript has 3 exons.
AUGAACAGAACCUUCAGCGCCAGGGCAGGGCCCGCGGGCCGAUCCUACAGCGCUGCCUCGGCCAUCGUGCCCAGCAGCAGCAGCAGCAGCAGCAGCAGGGCUGGGUUCGGCUCCGCGUCCCUGGCUCGAGCAGGAGGAGGAGGAGGAGGAGGAGGAGGAGGAGGGUUUGGCAGCGGAGGGGCCGGUGCCGGGCUGGGGCUCGGGCUCGGCGGAGCAGGAGGAGGAUUCGGCUUCUCUGGUUUGGGUUUUGGGGGCGGGCACGCCGGAGGAGGACCAGGAGGAGGAGGAGGAGGGGGAUUCGGUUUUGGGGGGCUCGGCGGGUUCCCCGCGGGGCUGGGGCCGGGCAGGAGCCCGGCGGGGUUCGCCGGAGGCCCCUCCGGGGUGGGCACCAUCCAGGAGGUGACGGUGAACCAGAGCCUGCUGGCCCCCCUCAACCUGGAGAUCGACCCCAGCAUCCACCAGGUGCGCAAGGACGAGAAGGAGCAGAUCAAGACGCUCAACAACAAGUUCGCCUCCUUCAUCGACAAGGUGCGGUUCCUGGAGCAGCAGAACAAGGUGCUGGAGACCAAGUGGGCCCUCCUGCAGGAGCAGGGCCAGAAGGGCAGCUCGGGCAAGACCAGCCUCGACCCCCUGUUCGAGGCCUACCUGGGCAACCUGAGGAGGCAGCUGGGCAACCUGCUGGGCGAGCGGGGCCGGCUGGACGGCGAGCUGAGGAACGUGCAGGACCUGGUGGAGGAUUUCAAGAACAAGUAUGAGGAGGAGAUCAACCGGCGCACGGCGGCCGAGAACGAGUUCGUGGUGCUCAAGAAG